AGUGCGUGCACUUUAUCCUGCUGACCCACGGACACUCAAUACUUACCACACGAUCAAUCUCUCACUAAAUCUCCACCGUCCAAAUUCAAUCUCAUCUUAAAUCCGUGUUUAAAUCCCAUUUUCAAAUCCGAACCGCAUCGUAUCCAAUAAAAACCAAAAUCAUUUCAAUUCGCCACCGCCGACGGUGGCAGUUACUCCGUCAUAAUCACCGUGUCCGCCGUGUAUGGGCCACUCACACUCAAUCCACAACAGAAACACAAACCGCCGCCGUGAUAACGCCGUUAAUCACACCGUUAAUAACAGAUCAAUGACGGUUACAGAUCCGAAUCAAUUCCGUUCAAAUUCACCGGAAAAAUCAGUUGAAGAAGAUGAAGAAUACGAACAAUAUGUUUACGAUAAUAAUAAUAUCUUGAUUCUUCCAGAUUCAUGUCUAGCAUGUGUUUUUCAGCUCCUCAGUUCCGGUGACCGGAAAAACUGCUCGCUCGUGUGCCGCCGGUGGUUCGAGAUCGAAGGACAGACGCGCCACCGUCUCUCGCUUCACGCGCAAUCGGAGCUCGUAACCGCCGUACCGUCGUUAUUUGCUCGAUUCGAUUCGGUAACGAAACUCUCUCUUAAAUGUGACCGUAGAUCUGUAAGUAUAGGUGACGAUGCACUUGUUUUAAUCUCUGAAUAUUGUAAAAAUCUUACGCGUCUUAAGCUCCGCUGUUGCCGACAGUUAACGGAUCUAGGUUUAGCUAGGUUUUCUAAGAAUUGUAAGAGUUUGAAGAGGUUAUCGUGUGGAUCGUGUAGUUUUGGUGCUAAAGGAAUGAAUGCUGUUGUGGAUAACUGUUUGUUGCUUGAGGAGUUGUCGGUGAAGCGGUUACGCGGCAUUAGUGACGGUGAGGUAGCCACAGCUGAGGUUGUUGGACCUGGUGCAGCUGCAUUGUCUCUUAAGUUUAUUUGUUUGAAGGAUUUGUACAACGCACAGUGUUUUGGACCGUUGAUAAUCGGUUCGAAGAAUUUGAAAACGUUAAAGCUGUUUAGGUGUUCUGGUGAUUGGGAUAGAGUUAUGGGGCUGGUUACUGAUCGUGUGGAAGGAUUAGUUGAGGUUCAUUUGGAAAGGCUGCAGUUGAGUGAUUCUGGUCUUGCAGCACUUUCGAAUUGUCGGAAUUUGGAAAUUCUGCAUGUUAUGAAAACACCGGAUUGUUCGAAUUUAGGGUUGAUUUCUGUUGCUGAGAAUUGUAAGCUGUUGAGGAAGCUUCAUGUUGAUGGAUGGAAAACGAAUAGGAUAAAUGACGAAGGGUUGAUUGGUGUGUCGAAAUUCUGCCCUAAUCUUCAGGAGCUCGUCCUUAUUGGCGUUAAUUGUACGCGUGUUAGUUUAGAGAUGUUAGCUACGAAUUGUCAGAAGCUAGAGCGGUUGGCGCUAUGUGGGAGUGAAACAGUUGGGGAUGCUGAGAUUUCCUGCAUUGCUGAGAAAUGUGCAGCGUUAAAGAAGCUGUGUAUUAAGAGUUGCCCUAUAUCUGAUCAUGGAUUGGAAGCGCUUGCAGGCGGGUGCCCAAAUUUGGUGAAAGUUAAGGUGAAGAAGUGUCGUGGAGUGACGAGUGAUGGUGCUAGUUGGUUGAGAGCUAGUAGGGAAUCGUUGGCGGUUAGUUUGGACACUGUAGAAGUUGAGAGUCAGGAUGCGGUUAGCGAUGGUGUUCAAGAUGAAGAUCCUGCUGCUCCUAGCCAGAUUGAAGAGGCUAGUAAUGCUGUUUCUAGCAGUACCAGUAGAUCAACAUCGUUCAAGGCUAGAUUAGGCCUUGUUUCUGCGAGAAAUCUAGUGUCCUGCGCGUUCAGGAAGUGGUCAAGCUUCGGUGGUGGUGCCUAGUGUCAGUGAGAUAAAAAGAUUUGCUGGUUUGUUGUCUUGUGUACUUGUACUCAGCCUCGUAUGCUAUUAAUGCAUUCUAAAUUCGCCUCCAAUGAUGGCAUCUAUUUAUUUAUUUAUGAGGUUUGAUUUUUCUUA
Helianthus annuus (common sunflower) is the source of this 1981-nucleotide messenger RNA. Its product is annotated as F-box protein At1g47056. The record is from RefSeq and is a predicted model, not a curated record. Gene Ontology annotation, molecular function: protein binding. Gene Ontology annotation, biological process: SCF-dependent proteasomal ubiquitin-dependent protein catabolic process. NCBI's taxonomy places the organism in Eukaryota, Viridiplantae, Streptophyta, Magnoliopsida, Asterales, Asteraceae. The transcript has a single exon. Gene Ontology annotation, cellular component: SCF ubiquitin ligase complex. The coding region runs from base 224 to 1846 and encodes 540 amino acids.